Meloidogyne enterolobii is the source of this 806-nucleotide messenger RNA. NCBI's taxonomy places the organism in Eukaryota, Metazoa, Nematoda, Chromadorea, Rhabditida, Meloidogynidae. The record is from the annotation of a GenBank genome assembly.
GUGCCAAAAACACAUUUAUUUUUUAAAUAAAUAUAUUAUGGUUAUGGCAUCUAGUACUAUAACUACAACACCAUUAUUACCUUCCUCACCUCCUCCUCCCCCCUCUUCCACCUCUUCUUCUUCCUCUUCCUCUUCUUCAACAAUAAAUACUUCAACAACUUCCCCAACUUCCCCAAUUCAAAACAAAACUUUAAUAUCAACGUCAGCAUUUAUUUCAACAAAAAAAUCUCCAAAUGUCCCAGAACUUAAAAUUGAGAAUAAUAAUGGAGGAAAUAAUUCUUUAAAUAAUAAUGGAUGUUGUUUACAUUUUAAUAAUUCUUUAAAUUGUAAAAAUGGAGGAGGAGGAAUUAAAACACCGAUGAGUGCUGCAACUUUGUUUUCCAAUGGAAUUUGUUUUUUAGAAACUCCAACACCCAAAAUACCCGAUACUUUGAGAACACCUACAGCUUUACUUACAUCACCUACUAACUCUUCUGCUAGUUCAAAGUCUUCUGUAAGAGAAAAAUAAAAUUUUUAAAAAUUUGUUUUUAAAAAUUCGAGCGACUUUUCCCUUUUUUGUUAAAGUUUUUUUCAAUGAAAAAAAAAUUUACAAUUAUGUAAAGGUAAGUUAAUUAAUUCCUAAGCCCUAAUAUGUUCCGAGAAAAAAAUGUUGUGGAAAAAAAUACAGAUAAUCGAACAGCAAAACAGUCGAUUAAAAACAUUGACUGCCUGUAAUAUUUAAAAUGUCUCACAAAAAUUGGUGUAAAAAACAUUCUCAAAUUUAAUUCUUUAAGACGAAUAUAAAUCAGGCAAAAUUUGCAAACCAU